Neodiprion fabricii is the source of this 2754-nucleotide messenger RNA. RefSeq names its product laccase-4-like. Gene Ontology annotation, cellular component: plasma membrane. The record is from RefSeq and is a predicted model, not a curated record. The transcript has 10 exons. Gene Ontology annotation, biological process: iron ion transport. Bases 113 to 2101 code for a protein of 662 amino acids. Lineage: Eukaryota; Metazoa; Arthropoda; Insecta; Hymenoptera; Diprionidae. Gene Ontology annotation, molecular function: oxidoreductase activity; copper ion binding.
AAAUUUAUAACGAAUUAAACAAUUUGUCGUCCAAAUUUCUUUAAUAAAUGCGACAACUCCAGAAUCUCUCUGCGUGGAUUAAUUAAGAAGACUCGGGGCAAAACCAUAAGCAAUGGGUUUGUCUAAGGGAAACGACUACAUCAUAAUUUCAAACGUCCUGUAUCGGUUUGCCCUCUUUGUGACACCCCUUCUCAUCAUAUCCAGCUUUGCGGAUGCUAAUCACGUCCUUGAUCGUUGCGAUUCCGAAAAAGAUGAAGUUCUAUCGACGCCUCAGGAAUGUGCCCGCCCGUGUAUCGAUGGUGAGAAACCCAAGACCUGCUACUAUCAAUUCUACCUGGAGUCCUACGUGACCAUGGGGCAAGCCUGUGAAUACUGUUUGCCCAACAUUACCAAUCAACUGAACGCUACCUGCCAAUGCGUAACCGCAGAUGGUGUGGAGCGAGCCAUACUGACUGUGAACAGAAUGGUUCCUGGACCUAGCAUCCAGGUCUGCAAGGGAGAUUACGUCGUCAUUGAUGCCGUGAACCUAAUGAACGGUCAAGCAAUGAGCAUUCACUGGCAUGGAAUUCUUCAAAACGGCAGCCAGUACUACGACGGAGUACCCUUUGUAACCCAAUGCCCCAUUGCGGAUGGGAACUCAUUCAGAUAUCAAUGGCUUGCUGGUAACGAAGGUACGCAUUUUUGGCACGCGCAUCACGGAUCUCAAAGAAUAGACGGCAUUUACGGGAGCAUAGUUGUUCGUACAGCAAAAUCUUUCCAUCGCAAUAUGUACGAUUACGACAGACCGCAAGAUGUGAUAAUGUUCAGUGACUGGUUCCAUGUAAGUGCCUCCGAACAUUGGCCAGGAACUCAAGUUGUCAACGUGGGUCAAAAUCCGGAUUCGUUACUCAUACAGGGAUUGGGACAAUACACGGAUCCAGCCACCGGCAACACAACCACUACACCACUAGCAGUCUAUAAAGUGAAACCAGGAAAAAGAUAUAGGAUGAGAUGUAUCGUGGCCACCAGUAUGCACUGUCCAUAUGAGUUCAGUAUCGAAGGGCAUAGACUAUUGUUAAUCGCUACCGACGGAGUGAACAUUGAGCCUACUUGGGUCGAUAGCAUCAUGUCUACUGGAGGUGAGAGGUACGAUUUCGUGUUAUGUCCUAAAAAAAACUAUUCUCAAAAGUCGUAUUGGAUUCGAUUCCGUACGAGUACUUUGGGUCUAUGCACUGGAAUUCAGCAAUUUGCUGUUCUUCAAUACAAAGGAGGCCCAGACCUUCCCAGUUCUCCGAGACCCGUAUACAACGAAACCUUCGUUACGAAUGGAGUAGUUGCAAACGCCCUGAAUGUCAACUGUUCUGAUAAUAAUCGCACUGAAUUGUGCGUCAGCGAUUUUCGGACUGCCAUUUCGUACGAUAACAACAUAGGUGAUGAACCGGACUUCAAACACGCGGUAGCGUUCAACUUCUCGGCUUGGCUACCCGCUGAUCUCUAUAAACCCAAUUCUUAUCGGCGUUUUUUAAUGGUGGGAAAAGAUGCUCCAUUUGCGGCGAACCUCGGAAACCUAUCAUACGUCGGACCGCCAUCACCGCUGCUAUCGCAAUUCGAAGAUGUUCCACCGGACGUAUUCUGCAAUGAGACCCAUCGUCCAGUUCCAGUUGAUGGAAUAAGCAUAUGCACGAACAUGAUGAACAUUCCACUAGGUGCCCUCUGUGAGUUCAUAGUCUACGACCCAUCAGCAAAUGCGGGUCUGAACCAUCCCAUGCAUCUCCAUGGAUACCAUUUCUACGUCGUCGGUAUGGGGCUAAAUCCGGGAAAGUAUCCGGUACUCAACAAUACAGUAAUACAUAUUUACGACAAACAGAACCUGCUCCCCAGAAAUUUUAUCAACCCGGUGCUAAAAGAUACAGUUACAAUACCCUCUCUUGGUUAUGUGAUUAUUCGAUUUUACGCUAAUAAUCCGGGCUUCUGGCUACUUCACUGUCAUUUCGAUUUCCACAUGAUUGCCGGCAUGCAAAUGGUACUCCGCGUUGGUGAACAAAAGGAUCUCCCACCAGUUCCUCCAGGCUUUCCUAAAUGCAGCGAUUACAAACCCCCCAUCAAAUCUGUGUAUGAAUGAAAUACUUGUGAAAACCAGACGCGAAUGAAGUGGUAUUUCCGCCACCUCUCACACAGUCACACAGUUUACACCAGUGGUAUGUUUCAUACCGUGAACUUGUUAUUAACACUCCGUGAAGGGUAUGUGAUGCAUUGACGGUAAGAUAUAAUUCGAAUUGUCCAGCGUAUAAAUUUCUUGAACUUUCACAGUAUAACGCCUUGUUGGUAUCUGUUACCAUUCUCCUAACACUGUCAGAUUCGGAGAAUUUGAAACCCAAAAAUAUGUCACCCUAAGAGGACACGAACUCAUUGUGAGUCUUUGAUCAUCGAUGGCAAGUUUUUAUUGCAAAUCACCAUACAUAUUACAUAACUGCAAAAAUACACAUUUUCCAGUCAACAGUCAGUAUUAGCUUGAGAACACAGUCCGAAUUAUUAUUUACCAAUUUAAACAGUAAUACCUAGUGUAGUUACUAAGUCAUGCAGUAUUACGAUGUCGAGACUCCAAACUGUCGCUAACGGCAAACUAACUUCUCCAUCCACUACUGUUAUCCACAAUCAGCAUAUUUUCCCUGUAGACUGUAAUGUAAAUAUGCUUGUAAAUAGAUUACUAUUGUUACAGUGAAUUUACAAAACGUCAAUAUAGUCUGGAAUAAAGGAAAAAGUACAGAAAAUGAA